AUGGAGCAAAAGCUGGAAGAGGACAGAGACAGACACAGAAAACCAGCAGAGGUCCAACAGCAAGCAGAGAAGCAGAAGGGAGGUGAUGCAAAUAUCCAACCCCAAAAUGAGCCAGCCCAAAUGAAAAAGUCUGAAAAACUGUUCCCUAACUCGGCCUUGUUCAAGACAUGGGGGGAAGAUCUCUCUGAGGAUGACCAAAGAGAGGCUCAGAGCCUGUAUGAGAAGUAUGGGUACAAUGUCUUUCUGAGCGAUCACCUCCCUCUGGAUCGGCCUCUUUCAGAUGCCAGAGAUCCUCGGUGUUUGAAAAAGAGUUACCCCAAGGACCUGCCAAGUCUCAGUGUGGUGCUCAUCUACCUGGAUGAAGCCCUGUCUGUUCUCCAAAGAACCCUGCGCAGCAUCAUCGACCGCACUCCUAAAAACCUGCUGAAGGAGAUAAUAAUGGUGGAUGACAAUAGUUCUAAUGAAAAUCUGAAGGCUGACCUUGACAUGUAUGUGAAGUCACUUGAGCAGGAGAACCCUAAUCUCUGUAUUUUGAAAGUGAGGCACAGUGAGCAGAGAGGUCUCGCUUAUGCCAGAGCGUCUGGGUGGAGGGCUGCUACUGCUGACGUGGUGGCCAUCCUGGACGCACACAUUGAAGUCCAUGAAAUGUGGGCUGAACCUCUGCUGACACAGAUUAAAGCUGACCGAACUGUGGUGGUUUCCCCGGUGUUUGAUAGAGUCAACUUUGAUGAUCUCAAGUGUAUUAAUCAUGAUCCCAGUGCACAUGCCUUCGACUGGGCUCUGUGGUGCAUGUAUGAGAGUUUUAUACCCGAGUAAUACAAACUUAAUGAUGGUUCACUGCCGGGGAAGAGUCCAUCUGUCAUGGGGAUCAUGGUUGCUGAUAGAAAGUUUCUGGGGGAAAUUGGAGCUCUUGAUGAAGGAAUGAAAGUGUAUGGUGGAGAAAAUGUUGAGCUGGGAAUUCGUGUAUGGACAUGUGGAGGCAGUGUUGAAGUUGUUCCAUGUUCCAAGAUCGCCCACAUCGAGAGGGCCCACAAGCCCUACAUGCCUGACUUGGGUCCUGCCAUGAAGAGAAAUGCCCUCAGAGUUGCAGAGAUCUGGAUGGAUGAAUACAAGCACAAUGUUAACUUGGCUUGGAACAUCCCAUUUGAGAAUCAUGGAAUUGACAUAGGUGACAUUUCAGAGAGGAAGAAACUCAGAGAAAGGCUGAACUGUAAACCUUUCAAAUGGUACCUGGAUAAUGUGUAUCCUAUGCUGGAUCCCUGGGACGACCUACUCGCAUAUGGAGGAAUGAAGAACCUUGUUGCUGACAUGUGCAUAGACCAAGGAGCAGUACCAGGUCACACACCUAUUGCCUACAAUUGCUACUACUAUGGACCUCAAGUAAGUGAAGCACAUAGUAAUUGUGUUGAGAAUCAUGAUUAUAAGGCAGUGCAGUCGUAAAGCUGUUAACGCCUACUGUAUCAUAUUUGAUACACAUUUUUAAUUUUUAGACACUUCUUUCAGAGUAAAUCCCCCAUGCUGCCGUCCCAAGAAAUCUAAACAAAUCACACAACACAAUUUUAAGCAAUAAAUUUAGAAUUUUCUGGCAGUUAUUUCAUGGUUCAAGCUUUAAAGAGUUAAAUUUGAGUAUUUUCAUCUCUAAGCUUGUCUCCAGUGCAGCUGGUAUUUUUGGAUCACACCCAGGAUGUCUCUUUCUAAACACAAGCAUUUGUGGAUCUACAAUUUCACCAUCAAAGCAAACAUCAACUCUGGCUUUACAGCGUCCAAGUUUUAUGGUGGUGCAUCAGCUCAGGGUUGCACUAUUAUCAGGUUUCAGACAAGAUCAGGGCCCAAACGCAAAACUUCCUGUUUACAGUGAAAGAUAAACAGUGACCUGCGGACAGGUCCCAAAUUCUGAUUCCUUCCAUUGCAAACUCCCGACUCCCGUGCAGUGUCCCCUUCUUGGUCC
Molecule: messenger RNA, 1948 nt
Organism: Oreochromis niloticus (Nile tilapia)
Lineage: Eukaryota; Metazoa; Chordata; Actinopteri; Cichliformes; Cichlidae
Product: probable polypeptide N-acetylgalactosaminyltransferase 8
Exons: 8
Biological process (GO): protein O-linked glycosylation
Cellular component (GO): Golgi apparatus
Molecular function (GO): polypeptide N-acetylgalactosaminyltransferase activity
Source: RefSeq, a predicted model, not a curated record